AUGACUUCUCCCACCCAGUUCGCCGACAAGGUCAUCGCCCUCACCGGCGCAGCCUCGGGCAUAGGCCAAACCACUGCCUACGUCCUCGCCUCCCGCGGCGCCCGGCUCUCCCUGGCCGACGUGCAGCAGGAAGGCCUGGAGGCCACCAAAGCGGCCAUCGAAAAGGCGCACCCCGCCGCCGAGGUGAUGCUCUCCGUCGUCGACGUCCGCGACCACGCCGCCGUCGACAAGUGGGUGUCGGAGACCGUGUCGCGCUUCGGCCGGCUCGACGGCGCCGCGAACCUCGCCGGCGUCAUCCCCAAGUCCAUCGGCGUGGCGCCCCUCUCCGAGCAGGACUUGGGCGAGUGGGACUUUGUCACGGGCGUCAACCUCACGGGCGUUAUGCACUGCAUGCGGGCCCAGCUCCGCGUGAUUGCCGACGGCGGGAGUGUUGUUAAUGCGAGCUCGGUUGCCGGUAUCGCGGGGCGGCCGAGGAAUGCUGCGUAUGCGGCGAGCAAGCAUGGCGUGGUUGGGUUGACGAAGAGUGCGGCGAAGGAGGUUGGGGCGAGGCAGGUGAGGGUGAAUGCCGUCUGUCCGGGACGCAUCGAGACCCCCAUGCUUGCUAGUCUGGGCAACACUGAGAACGACCCCGGUGUUGCCCUGCAGAGAGCCGGUAAGCCGGAAGAGGUGGCCAAGUUGAUUGCCUUUUUGUUGAGCGAUGAAUCGACCUACGUUUCGGGCACCGCCAUUACCAUUGAUGGCGGAUGGUACUGCUAG
This is a messenger RNA of Sodiomyces alkalinus F11, 756 nucleotides long. RefSeq names its product BcABA4. The transcript has 2 exons. The record is from RefSeq and is a predicted model, not a curated record. Lineage: Eukaryota; Fungi; Ascomycota; Sordariomycetes; Glomerellales; Plectosphaerellaceae. Gene Ontology annotation, molecular function: oxidoreductase activity. The coding region runs from base 1 to 756 and encodes 251 amino acids.